CGCUCUGCCUGGUGGAGGCUUCGCUUUCCCCGCCCCGCUGUCCGCGGCAUCGCCGCUUCCACUUCCUGGUUCGCCCCACCUUUAGCGAAACCAACGAGAGGACAUCGUCUGCCGUCUAGAACAGCCUGACCAGUGGCGUGAUAGAGUGGCGCGCUAAAGUGAGAGGAAAGCUGUGCGCGGCUGCGCUUUCCCGUCCCUGAGCUGUGGUGGCCGCUGGAGAAAUGCUUUCUGAAAGCAGUUCAUUUUUGAAGGGUAUGAUGCUCGGAAGCAUCUUCUGUGCCUUGUUCACAAUGCUAGGACACAUUAGGAUUGGUCAUGGAAGUAGAAUGCACCACCAUGAGCAUCAUCACCUACAAGCUCCUAAUAAAGAAGAUAUAUUGAAAAUUUCAGAGGAUGAACGCGUGGAGCUCAGUAAGAAUUUUCGGGUAUACUGUAUCAUCCUUGUAAAACCCAAAGAUGUGAGUCUUUGGGCUGCAGUGAAGAACACUUGGACCAAACACUGUGACAAAGCAGAGUUCUUCAGUUCUGAAAACGUUAAAGUGUUUGAGUCAAUUAACAUGGAAACAAAUGAUAUGUGGUUAAUGAUGAGAAAAGCUUACAAAUACGCCUUUGACAAAUAUAGAGACCAAUACAACUGGUUCUUCCUUGCACGCCCCACUACAUUUGCUAUUAUUGAAAACUUAAAAUAUUUUUUGUUAAAAAAGGAUCCAUCACAACCUUUCUAUCUAGGCCACACUAUAAAAUCUGGAGACCUUGAAUAUGUGAGUAUGGAAGGAGGGAUUGUCUUAAGUAUAGAAUCAAUGAAAAGACUUAAUAGUCUUCUCACUAUCCCUGAAAAGUGUCCUGAACAAGGAGGGAUGAUUUGGAAGAUAUCUGAAGAUAAACAGCUAGCGGUCUGCCUGAAAUAUGGUGGAGUGUUUGCAGAAAAUGCAGAAGAUUCUGAAGGAAAAGAUGUAUUUAAUACCAAAUCUGUUGGCCUUUUUAUUAAAGAGGCAAUGACUAAUCACCCUAACCUGGUAGUAGAAGGAUGUUGUUCAGAUAUGGCUGUUACAUUUAAUGGACUGACUCCUAAUCAAAUGCACGUGAUGAUGUAUGGGGUAUACCGUCUCCGAGCAUUUGGGCAUGUUUUCAAUGAUGUAUUGGUUUUCUUACCUCCAAAUGGUUCUGACAAUGACUGAGAAGUGGAACAAAAGCAUGUGUAUGAUCACCAUCUACAACAUGUGUUGCCAUUAUUUGUAGUAAAACUACAUAUCUAAAACAGCAGUAUGUUUUGUUUCUUUUUCAGUUUGGUGGCACUAGUUUAAUUGCACAUUAAAGUUUAGUAGUACAUUUUCACAUAGGGUGGGUAUUUUUCCCUUAAAACACUUGUGAAAAUUUCAAUCAUAUUGGAAAAAAAUGUUUAAUAAUAAUUUUUCAAAUAAAAGAUGUAUUUACAAAUAU
Manis pentadactyla (Chinese pangolin) is the source of this 1440-nucleotide messenger RNA. RefSeq names its product C1GALT1 specific chaperone 1 (gene C1GALT1C1). The coding region runs from base 222 to 1178 and encodes 318 amino acids. The record is from RefSeq and is a predicted model, not a curated record. The transcript has 2 exons. Gene Ontology annotation, molecular function: N-acetylgalactosaminide beta-1,3-galactosyltransferase activity. NCBI's taxonomy places the organism in Eukaryota, Metazoa, Chordata, Mammalia, Pholidota, Manidae.